AACUAAAUUUAUUAUUUUUUUUAAUAAAAAUUGUAUAUUAUUAUUUUAACUGUUUCUAACUAAGUCUAAUUAUUUAACUGAGUUUAAUAAUCUAUUUAAAUUAUCAUCAUGUUGAUUUUUUGAUCAUUAACGUUUCUAACCUCUUUUACGAUCAUUUGACUAACCUUCCUUGAUGUAUCUAUUCAGAUGACAGAUCGCUAUAAGCAAUUCUGAUUUAAAUAAUACGAGGCUUCCAUAUAAUAGAAAUAAUAAAUAAUGAAUGUUCAAAUAAGACAUCCGUAUGAAGGUUUAUUACAUAAAUAUACUAAUGCCAUGAAAGGAUGGCAAUAUCGUUGGUUUAUACUUAGACCAGAAACUGGUGAAUUACAUUAUUUUCUUAGUGAAUCUGAAAAAAAUCAACGACCACGAUGUUCAAUAUAUUUAGCUGGUGCAGUGAUUGCACCAAGUGAUGAAGAUUCUAAUACUUUCACUGUCAAUUCUGCUACAGGUGAUAUGAUAAAAUUAAGAGCAACAGAUGCACGAGCUCGUCAAGAAUGGGUUGACAAACUGCGAGCUGUUACAGAAAUGUAUACUAGAGCAAUAGCUAGUAGUCAUCCUCCUUUACCUCCAAGAGAACAUUCUACCAAUUCCAAUAGAAAUCCAGUUGCUAAACUGGAAGUUUUAGAUGCAUUUGCCAAUUGUCAAGAACAAUUAUGCAAAGUAGAAAAACAUAAUCUUGCAUUAGCACAAACUAUUGAGAACUCAAGUUUAAACUUAGAUCCUGAUUUAUUAGUUCUCAAAGCAACUGCACAUACUACUUUACAUACAUUAAAUCAAUGUCUCAAUAUUUUAUAUCAAUAAUUUAUUAAAAGUUUUAAUAUCAUUGAUCAAAGACAGAUAAAAAUUUGUUUAUCUUUCAUUAUCAAAAUGUAUUUAAUGCAUUUUAAUUAAUUUGUAUAGGAUAUAUUUUAAAUUUGUUACUGACAAUCCAGCUAUAUGAUCUUCCAAUCAGUGCUAAACAACAAUUUGCCUUCUUAUUAAAUAUUAAGUAUUAAUUAAAUAAAAAUAAAAAAAAUUAUUAUGUUUAUAAGACUCUUAAAUAUACCUUUUUAUAUUAAAGAUUGUUUCAAAUCUUUAAAUAAAAAGGAAUUAUAACAUAUAUACACAUAAAUAUAAAUAUAAAUGAGAUUAGAAUUGGAUAAAUAUUUGUGAUUAUUACAUAACAUAUUAAUAAAAAUAUAAAUAAUUAUAUAUGUAUAGUAUAAUUAUUACUAUUAAAGCAUUUAUUAUUAAACAUAAAUGCUUCAAUAAAGAUGAUGUUUAUGAAGAAA
Molecule: messenger RNA, 1310 nt
Organism: Apis cerana (Asiatic honeybee)
Lineage: Eukaryota; Metazoa; Arthropoda; Insecta; Hymenoptera; Apidae
Product: oxysterol-binding protein-related protein 11
Cellular component (GO): cytosol; membrane
Molecular function (GO): sterol binding
Source: RefSeq, a predicted model, not a curated record